This is a messenger RNA of Xenopus laevis (African clawed frog), 2532 nucleotides long. RefSeq names its product colony stimulating factor 2 receptor beta common subunit L homeolog (gene csf2rb.L). The record is from RefSeq and is a predicted model, not a curated record. Gene Ontology annotation, molecular function: cytokine receptor activity. Gene Ontology annotation, cellular component: membrane; external side of plasma membrane. The transcript has 14 exons. Lineage: Eukaryota; Metazoa; Chordata; Amphibia; Anura; Pipidae. Gene Ontology annotation, biological process: cytokine-mediated signaling pathway; immunoglobulin mediated immune response. Bases 100 to 2529 code for a protein of 809 amino acids.
AGGAAAUACUUCUCCUUUCCUAUAAUCUCUUACAACACACAGGAAAGUCAGUUGCGUGCAGGUUCCCACCAGUGUCUGUGUAGCCUCCAGGCACUGCUCAUGAGUCGCUACAUCAACAACACAGCAGCAUGGAACCAGAUGGUAAUUGGUAAAUUAUCUUCUCUCUACCUGAAAAAAAAACCUCGGCCGAUGAUGAUGGGGAGUCCCCGUGACACCUGGUGGCUGCACAUCCUUGUUUACCCUCUUUUCUUUGUUCAGAUAAUUCAAGGGUCUGCACUGCUGGACUCUUUAAACUGUGUCAAUGACUAUAUUAAUCACUGGAAGUGUGAAUGGAAAGAAAAUGUGACAGCUCACAAACUUCUUCCAAUGACCCUCUAUAAGUGGAACACUUUAGACAGCACCAGAAAACCCUGUGUCCCAUCCCAGCACGGUGAAGGUCCAGAACUGAGAAUGAGCUGUAUUAUUUACGAUACAGAAUUCAUCAUCAACAUGAAUGAAUAUUUCACCCUCCUCCCCAAAAGAGAUGUACGUCAAGGGGUCACCAUCGUACCAGCCUACAAUGUCAGGACAUACCCCCCACGAGGGCUUGUGAGUCGCAUGUUGGACAAUGGAACUGUCAUUCUGAGCUGGAAGAGCCCUGUCCGCUCGGACUUCCACCUGACUAUACUCUACCAGAUUACAUACCGAAGGCAGGACUGGGAGGGAUGGAAGAGUUCAGCUUCUGUUAACGUGAAGAAGAAACUGAAUGUGAGUCUCAGUCCUGACCUGUUUGUCCCGGGGAGCACAAACAUCUUCAGAGUUCGUACUCUGCCCCAUAAUGGAGAGCACCCCAGCGGUUCCUGGAGCAAAUGGAGUAAAGAGCUACCCAUGAAAAUCCCUGAAGGUGAUACUGCAGCCCCUCGCAACCUGCAGUGUAAAUACAAUGGCUUGACAAAGAUGAGGUGCACUUGGGAGGUGCACAAAGAAGUAACCCCGGUGGUUUCCUAUGUUCUGUACUACACUGAGUGGCCGGCAGGGGCCAAGAGUAACGCCCAGUCAUCCCAUAAUGCCUUUGUCCCUCGGAAGAACUCAUGUUUGCCAAAUAAAAAGGCUAGAAACAAACCUGGUGUGCCCUAUGUAAUGUACAGCUGUAUACUGGAUCUUACCCCACAACAAGUGCACAGGUCAUUUUCUAUCCAAGUCAGACCCCUGAAGGAAGUGAAGACAUUCAUACCCUAUCAGACUGUCCAGCCCCAGCCACCAAGGAACCUCAAAGUAGAGGAGUAUUCAGACUCAUAUAUGUUGAGAUGGAGCUCUCCGCAACCAAACACUAUAAAACUAAGAUACCAGCUAUGUUAUUGGAAGGAGGAUGAUCCAGAGUGCCCUUCAUUUUCUUUGAUGAAUGUCUCUGAUAAUGUUUAUGAAUAUUAUAUACUGGGCUCUGACCUCAAGGAAUUGAGCAACUACACAGCCAAAGUUCGAUCAAGAAGUCAUGGGAUCUACAGUGGUCCCUGGAGUGACUGGAGCCAAAGGAUUUCCUGGAAGAAUGAAAAAGCUGCAGCUGCAGACAACCCGAUCAUUUUCAUUGUGACACCAAUAUGUGUUUUGGUGCUGCUGGCUUGUUCGUAUAUUGGCUAUAAACUCAUCAAGAGAUCCCAGGAAAGGUGGGAAGUCUCAUUACCUAACCCCAGCAAGAGCAAGCUUCUAAGCAAUUAUCAGUUGGGAUUCUGGCAGCCUGGAGAAUUUACAUACUUCACUGAAGAAUACUCUGGUGAUGGAGAGGGGCCUUGCAUCUGCUUCCCUCAAAGCGGUCAGGCACAAAAAGCUUGGGACACGGAAGAAAAUGCAGAAGAGAUAGUAACAAAGAGCAAUAGUACUCAGCUUGAAACAUGUCCUAUUCUUCCACCUAAAGCAGACAUGGCAGAAGAUCAGCACUCUAUACAAGAUCAGAGUGAUGCUGGUGAGACACAUAGUUCUACUGCGUUGCCUCAUAACCCUCCAGUAGAACAAGCAACCAAACUGCAACAUAAAAGUCCUUACCUGUUGUUUACCCGUGCUCAUUCAAUGUCAGAUUUGGUAGGCAAGAAAAUACAAAAGUCUGAAUAUUUUACUCUUCCAAGACCCAAAGGUGAAAUAUUUGGUGAUCCCUCGAAAAUGUCACCAUCUUGCCGGCCUGUGUCUGCUCAGGAACCACUGGGUUAUGUAUUUAGGAUGGGAGCACAACAAUCUUUUCAUCCACCAGAAAAUCUGGUUCAAAAGGGACACAAUACACAAUGUACCAGUUUAAUGCCUGUUCCCUCACCUUCAGAAUCCCAAGCACCUAUGGAAGGACCAGUUCUGGUAAUAACGCCAGAUGGUACAGGGCCGCUGAAGCAGAUUGGAGAUUAUUGCUUUUUCCCAGGACUCGAUGGAAGCCAGGAGAAGUUAGAAGUAAAGAAGGCACAACCCAGUGGGCACGGGGAGCAGCAGAUAAUUCAAAACUUACCUCCGCACGCUAUAAAAGCAUUUAAAGUUAUGCAACGGGGUUAUUUCGCUUUGCCACAAAACUGAAGC